AAUCUGGCUCUAUUUGGCGUUUGUGUUGAAGAAAAAACAUGUGAGCUGAAAGGAGAACAAGGGAAAUUAUCCAAAUCUGUGACUAUGUUUGGACAAGUUGUGAUUGGUCCGCCAGGAUCAGGGAAGACCACUUACUGUCUUGGCAUGUCCGAGUUCCUCACCUCUCUUGGUAGGGAGGUGGCAGUCAUCAAUUUAGACCCAGCCAAUGAGCACCUCCCUUAUAAAUGUGCUUUGGAUAUCGCAGACUUAGUGAAGUUAGAGGAUGUGAUGGAACUGUUAAAACUUGGACCAAAUGGUGGACUGGUAUACUGUAUGGAGUAUCUUGAAAAAAACAUUGACUGGCUCAAAAAGGAACUGGAGAAAAUUGGAAAUAAGUACUUAUUGUUUGAUCUACCGGGACAAGUAGAGUUGUAUACACACCAUAACUCUGUGAGAAGCAUUGUUACCCAACUACAGAAGUGGGACUACAGACUGGUGGCUGUCCACCUUGUUGAUUCACAUUACUGUAGUGAUGCUUCCAAGUUUAUCUCUGUGCUCUUAACCUCGCUGUCCACAAUGUUACAGUUAGAACUACCUCAUGUGAAUGUUUUAUCCAAGUGUGAUCUCAUAGAACAGUAUGGCAAGCUUUCAUUCAACCUGGACUUUUAUACAGAAGUGCUUGAUCUGUCAUAUUUGCUUGAGCAGUUCAAGGAAGAUGAACAAUUCCAAAAAUACAAGAAGUUGAAUUCAGCCCUGGUGGACAUCAUAGAGGAAUACAGCCUUGUUUCCUUCGUCACACUUAAUGUACAGGAAAAGGAGAGUAUGUUACGAGUGAUGAAGGUUGUGGACAAAGCCAAUGGAUAUCUGUUUGGUGACCUUGAGGAACGUGACCUUCAGUCCCUCAUGUCCUGUGCUGUUGGAGCCGAGUUUGAAUAUGAAAAGAUCAAAGACGUUCGUGAAAAAUACAUGGAUAUGUCGAGUGACCCUACAGAUGUGGUAGACGAAGAAAUGGCGCCCUUGUAGUCUACGUUACAUACCACACUUUUGACUGAAAAUGUCCUGUCAAUGGUUUAUUAUAAACUUUGACUGACACACCAUAUAUAUGAACUGGCUGGAAUAAAGACUUUCUAUGAUGUGUUUAAUUGUUUACAUAAACCAUCUACAAGAACCUAAUCUGCCAUAUAGAUGUAAAUGUUGUGUUUCAUUAUGAAAUUUGACAAUAGUAUCAUCUGCCAUCUAUAUGAACCGCCAUUAUUAGCCAUGUCUUGUGUACAAUGUAACAUAGGACAACUGAUAUUGUCUUUCUGUAUUUUUUCCUUAUCAAGUAUUACAGUCCUAGAGAGUUUUGAAAUUGAUCUAAAUGACCCUCAAACUUCUUCAUGUCAUCAGAUAACUCCUUUCAUCUCACAGUGUUAUUUAUACUUGUAUAGCCUGUCUUCAGCAAUACUCUACCAUGUCUACACCAAUGUUUCUGCUAUGUGAUAUAGGUAUAGAGUUACAAGGAAAUGUACUCCGAUAUCAAAAAAAAAGACUCAUGCUAGAAGAAGACAGAGAAAAGCAAUCUUUGGUAGAUCUGAGGCUAAGAAAUGUCCAGAUAUGUGUGUAGUUAGUAUUGUGGUUUGAAAGAAUCUCUGUAAUCGUUUUUAAUAAUAAUGAUGAUAUAAAAAGUCAUCGUUUUAACAGAU
Ylistrum balloti is the source of this 1664-nucleotide messenger RNA. RefSeq names its product GPN-loop GTPase 2-like. The coding region runs from base 85 to 1002 and encodes 305 amino acids. Gene Ontology annotation, cellular component: cytoplasm. The record is from RefSeq and is a predicted model, not a curated record. The transcript is spliced from 4 exons. NCBI's taxonomy places the organism in Eukaryota, Metazoa, Mollusca, Bivalvia, Pectinida, Pectinidae. Gene Ontology annotation, molecular function: GTPase activity.